This is a messenger RNA of Syngnathus typhle (broad-nosed pipefish), 4259 nucleotides long. Its product is annotated as histone acetyltransferase KAT7-like. NCBI's taxonomy places the organism in Eukaryota, Metazoa, Chordata, Actinopteri, Syngnathiformes, Syngnathidae. Gene Ontology annotation, molecular function: zinc ion binding; histone acetyltransferase activity. Gene Ontology annotation, biological process: regulation of DNA-templated transcription. The record is from RefSeq and is a predicted model, not a curated record. The transcript has 15 exons. The coding region runs from base 203 to 2047 and encodes 614 amino acids. Gene Ontology annotation, cellular component: nucleus.
ACUUGUUUCCAGUCAGACGGAUUUUAUCAACGUACCGAGCGUGCGCCUUGAGAGGAAAAGCAUUAAUUCUGAUACGCGGUUUUCAGCUGACUUGGCUCAUAUUGUAACCUGGCGGUUUGUUGUUGUUAGAUAUUCAUGGGAUCUAACAUCAAUUGCUCCCGUCACAGUCAUUAUUAACUUGGAAAAAAACCAUUCUGUGAAAAUGCCCCGGAGAAAGAGGACCACAGGCAGCAGCUCAGAUGGGACAGAGGACUCUGAUUUCUCCGCCGACCUCGAGCCGGCCGAAGCGGUCGCAAACGUGCAACGACGAAUUAGUACGCGCCUGACUCGCACGUCCCUUCGUCUCAGCCAAAGCACACGAGAAAGCUCCAGCACAGCACAAAGCAGUUCUCCUGCACCAGCGGAGACAGCAGCCUCUGCCUUUUCCUCAAGACGCAGAAGCACGCGUAACCAACAGGGGGCGACAAACACCACGGCCAAAAAAUACCCACUCAGGCAGGGCAGGUUAUCUGGCUCAGAUACAGAGGUUAAUAAUGGCAUAAAGCGGACGGCGGACCACGACGAGACCCCUCCCCGCACCCCGACGGGAAACGCCCCAUCUUCAGAGUCAGACAUCGAGACCUCCAGCCCUGGGAACGACCUGGUCUCUUCUAGCAAUGAUGUGGCGGUUUCUCAAGAGGAGGACGAAAGACUGGCGAAGGAGCUCUCGCUGAAAGAGGCCGCCGCUCACGACCUUUCCCACAGGCCCAAACGACGGCGCUUUCACGAGAGCUACAACUUCAACAUGAAGUGUCCCACGCCUGGAUGUAAUUCCCAAGGUCACCUGACAGGAAGACACGAGAGACACUUCUCCAUAUCAGGCUGUCCGCUAUAUCACAAUUUAUCAGCUGAUGAGUGCAAGGGCAAGGUGUCAACUCGGGAGAAACAGGCCGAUGAAAGGACGCUGUCUCACCGUCACGACGAGAAUCGCCACUCCACCAGGAACCAGACCCCGACAGAUCGUCAGCUACGCUACAAGGAGAAAGUGACUGAGCUGAGGAAGAAGAGGAACACCGGCCCCAAUAGGGAGGAGAAGGACAAGUAUACGGAUCAUCGUCAGAGCCACGGCAUGAAUCGGGAACCCCUGCUGGAGAACAUCACCAGCGACUACGACCUGGACCUGUUCAGGAAAGCGCAGGAGAAGCUUCGUCUGGCUGGCCAGGUAUCCGAGGGGAGCAACAUGAUUAAAAUUAUCGUGUUCGGACGCUACGAACUGGACACGUGGUACCACUCGCCGUACCCGGAGGAAUACGCCCGGUUGGGGAGGCUGUACAUGUGCGAAUUCUGCCUUAAGUAUAUGAAAAGCCAGACCAUCUUGCGUAGACAUAUGGCCAAAUGUGUUUGGAAACAUCCUCCCGGCGAUGAAAUCUACCGAAAAGGCAACAUUUCAGUUUUUGAGGUGGAUGGCAAGAAAAAUAAGAUUUUCUGUCAGAACCUUUGUCUGCUGGCCAAACUUUUUCUAGACCACAAGACUUUGUAUUAUGACGUUGAGCCUUUCCUCUUCUACGUGAUGACUGAGGUGGACAACACAGGGUGCCAUCUUGUGGGAUAUUUCUCCAAGGAAAAAAACUCUUUCCUAAACUACAAUGUAUCCUGCAUCCUCACCAUGCCACAGUACAUGAGGCAGGGAUAUGGAAAAAUGCUUAUAGACUUUAGUUACCUGUUGUCAAAGGUAGAGGAGAAAGUGGGCUCGCCAGAGCGGCCAUUAUCUGACCUGGGCCUUAUCAGCUAUCGCAGUUACUGGAAAGAGGUUCUGCUGCGCUACUUGAAUAAUUUCCAGGGCAAAGAGAUCUCCAUUAAAGAGAUCAGCCAAGAGACGGCAGUGAACCCAGUGGACAUUGUCAGCACGCUGCAGUCCCUCCAAAUGCUCAAAUACUGGAAGGGGAAACACCUGGUUUUAAAACGACAGGAUCUUAUUGAUGACUGGAAAGCCAAGGAGCGCAAACGUGGUAACAGCAAGACCAUCGACCCCGCAGCUUUGAAGUGGACGCCACCUAAAGGGACGUAGAAGUGCAUUUUCUGUCACGCUCCCACAAAAAAAAAAAAAAAACCACAUCCACUUCUGCGCACUGGUGAGCACUCGCACCUAAAAUAUUCACACUGGCACUGUUGAUUUAAAAAGGCUUCCAGCGCCUUUUUACCAAGUCAGAUAUUGUUGCACUCACUUCUGUUACAACAACAAACAAUAAUUACGAUGAUUGUCGGACUGAAUAAGAACGUAAGAGAAAAUGUAGCAGGCAAUGUAUUACGUGUCCGGUUAUUCUGAUUUAUUUACUCAAACAUUUUACAGACUGUCCAAGUAUUAUCACGAAAAUGUUCUACAAAAUAGUAUAGUCCGUACACAAAUGGCAUAGUACGAUUUUUUUGUUUUCGUUUGGUUUUUAGAAAAGCGUGUUCCGAUUACAGUGUUGAAAUAGAUAAUAUUCAGUAACCAUAACCUGAAAUUUGCGUGACGGAGCUCUGACUGGAAAAUACUUGAAAAUAAUCAUUUUAUGUGUUCAGAGAAAAAAUAAAUAAAUUGGCCAGAUUUAUGCGAAAAGAGAAAGUAGAAGUGAGAAAGAGCGUAAAUAUUCAAUUUUGUUCUAGAAUUGUGUCAUCAAUUAAUAUGUGCCAGGUAUUUAAACCUAUAAGCUAUAGCUGCCAUUGGCCUUAUUUUAACUUUUGUACGUCUUUAAUUUAAGAAGGGAACUGCCUUGAUAUCUUUAAGUAGCUCUCUGUCAUCAACAGGACAUAUGUGAGAUUUUUAGACCCCCCCACCCCCUCCUCAUAUUUAAUCAUUUUCUACCUCUCGCCACUGCAUAAAAGUUGAAAUAUUCCACUUUUUGUGAAAAUGUCUUUUGUUGAACAUUUUUUGUACUAGAGUUCUUGAAAGGAGAUGUGUUAUUUAUGUUUUAAGAAUGUGCAAAGUGUAGAAUAAAAUAGUCACAGGAUUCUUCCAUGCGAAUAGAAAUAUUUGUUUAAAAUGAUGUUUAUAUUGGGAUUCUUAAAAGCUACUGGUUUUUUUUUUUUCCUCUUACUGUAAAAAAUAAUAAUUUACAUUCGGAGUCCUUUUCCUGUAAAACUGGAGUCGCACUGCAAGUUCAUGUGCCGUAUUUUAAAAGAAGGCCUUAUCCAUUUUUGAGUGGAACGCUCACAUUAACAGGGUAUAUAUUGAUUCACGCUGCACUGGUAUUAAUAGAUGCGUGAUACAGAUUGGUUUUAUCUCCAUUUGAAAGAGGCAUGAUUAUGAUGGGAAGAUAUGCAAUUGUGUUUUUCUGUUUAUUCUGCCAUGACGUAUAGUAUUUCCAAAUUGUGCCACUCGAGAACUAAAAAAUGUAACGUCCGUGUAAAUCCAGCCUGUGGAGUAGAAACACAAAAUCAUAGACUAAACUUUUCUAAGCUUCUUCAGUGGCCAGUUUGUAUUUUUUUUUCCUUUUGACUGAUUUUGAUGAACAUAUGUUGAGAAGAUUUGGAAUUUUUUUUUAAGAGUUUUAUUAACAAUAUCAAGAUGGCAGUUAGCAACUUCUUAGUUUAACAUAAAACCUGUCGAUGUUUCGGGCUUGUUUGCAAAUAUUGCUGGUUUAGGGAUAUCGCCCGUGGUUAACUAGCAACACCUACUAACUACACAAAUAAAUUGUAAAGUUUUUACAGUGUUUAUUUUCUGAAUUAUUUCCAUUGCUAAUGCAAUUUUUUUUUGUUGAAUGUUUCGGGGUACCUUCUUAACAUUCUGUGGUACAGCUUCAAAAGUUUUUAUUUUUUAUUUUUUUUUAAGGAUCCACCAACAAUUAUAUACGUUCAGUUUUUCUGCAAACAUCCCGACGCUAUUAACAAGUGUUGCCAAGGCUCAAGUGCGCUUAUUGGAAAGUGCAUUUUGACAAACAUGAUCCAUAGGGAAUGUUUAUUGUUGUUUCUUUUACAACACUACAGAGUUAGCUGUUUUUGCUUUCUGUGCCUCUCAAUUAGGAACAAAGGUUAUGUUUGCUAUUUAGUCAGCCAAUGGCAGUUAUGGACCAGCAGCUUCAGAAAAACCUUUGCUUUGAGCAUUAACAGAUCUCGAGUGUACUUUUCCAUAUAGCACCAGCGAUGUAAUUCCGAAUCUCAAAGCACCUUGCUCCGUAUUUAUAGCAGCAGCAGCAGCAGCAGCCGCGGUGAAGCAUAGCUUAGCAUCAAACAUGUUGCUCUGUUGUGCUUUUGUGUUCUUCCGUCGUUUGCUUCCUCUUCAAUAAACACCUACUGAGGUU